AUGGUUCCCCUGCAUUCCCCAGCUCCUUCCUUCCCCCAGCCCCGUUCUCUCCGUUCACUCCGUUCUGUCUCUGUGAGGCCAGGCUCAAAGCCACAGGCAAAAUAUAUGCAGAGUCGUCCAGCUGUCAGUCAUGCUGGAGUGAAGCCUCCUGUUCAAGUGCAGAUUUCUGAUCUGCACAAGAAAAUCCAAUUGUUGGAGGGCGACCGUAAGUCUGUCUAUGAGAGCACUCAGUGGACCAUCAAAAAGAACAAGGAAACUAUUAAACAUCUUCGAGAAGAGAACAAGAUAUCAUACCAGAAGCUGACAGACUUGUUCAGUGGUGAUGAGAGAGUGGUGCGUUGGGUCAUCAGAGAGUGGAAAGAGGAAAAGCCUUAUCUGAAAAACAAGAAUGGGGAGGAAGCCCUGGCCCUUAUGGAUCACCGGCUGAGUGAGAAGAUAAAACAAUUAAAUGCCCUUCGAUAUGAGGCAGAACAAAGGCGGCACCGAAUAGAAGAACUCCAGUUACAGUAUUCACUUCGAGAGCUGGAGGUCAUUGAAGUUCGAGACAGAAACAGUGAGAUGGCAAAGACCAUACGCAACCUGGAGAAUCGGCUGGAAAAAGCACGGCUGAAGGCCGAUGAGGCAGAACACAUCACUCGAGUCUACCUACAGCUGAAGGCUUACAUGCAGGAGGAGAGCCUGAACUUUGAGAACAAACUGGAUGCAAUGGAGGGCGAAGUCAAACGACUAAGACAUGAGUUCUCAGAACUGCAGAAUGUGACCCAGGAAGCCACACAUGCUCGGGAUGCUGCCAAGAGUGAACUUCAGAAGCUGGAGGAGAACUUAUUCAAAGAUCGGAAGGAGCGAGACAGGGUAUUGAUGGAGGCCAAGAAGCGAACAGAAGAGAAGAAGCUUCAGAAUGAACGCAUUGAGAGGAGGACUCAGCAGCGAGAUCAUGUACCUCUUCGGUCUGAUGAAAUCUUUACAGAUGCCCAGGGGACAAAAACAGGCCACUUAAAGAACCGCUGGACCACGUACCAGACAGAGAUCGCAUUUGAUAGGCUCAAGGUUGCCACCGGCAUAUCUGACCCCAGUUCUGUGGUGAGCAGGUUCAUAGCCCAGAGUGAGACAUUUGCACACCUGGAGUCCUUGAAGCAAGAGAAUGAAGCGAGGCUGGUGACGCUGAAACAAGACAAGCAGCGUCUGCAGCAAGAGCUCACUCAGCUGAAGUACUCCGGGGAGGCCAAGGCCAUCAGGGAUCAGAAGGUCUUGGUUGAGCUUCGAAAGCAUCUGGAUAUCCAGGAGAAACAAGUAGCAGAAGCUAAGGAGAAGCUGCAAAAUACUAUUCUAGCACUUCAGCUUGCCAAGGGUGGGGUUGAGCACCUGGCCGACAAAUUGCAGCAUAUCCCAGUGGAGAAAAGCAAAAAGGAGCUAAACCCGAAUGCCUUAGAUUAUGUGCUGGAUGUCAUGGCUCAGAACGAGGAGAAAUUGCUCAAACUUCAGAGUGAUAUGGAGGGGCGAGACGUGCCAGAUCUACUGCACCAGCUUGCUGAGCGGGAGUUCUAUGCCACCCUGGAGGGGAAGCUUCCUCCUCACAACACCCGCAUCUUGCUGCCCACAUCUACCGCCCAGGACAUAUUCUUUGAUGAGGAAGUGAGUGAGGAUGAGACCGGGGAGAUAGUGACCAGAGCAUCCUUGAAGUUUCAGUCUCAGAAACUCAUAGAGUCCAAGAGCAAGAAGAGAGGCCGAUCUCGAUCUCGCAAGCGGUCAUAG
Trichosurus vulpecula (common brushtail) is the source of this 1752-nucleotide messenger RNA. RefSeq names its product outer dynein arm docking complex subunit 3 (gene ODAD3). The coding region runs from base 1 to 1752 and encodes 583 amino acids. Gene Ontology annotation, cellular component: cilium. The transcript is spliced from 13 exons. The record is from RefSeq and is a predicted model, not a curated record. Gene Ontology annotation, biological process: outer dynein arm assembly; cilium movement. NCBI's taxonomy places the organism in Eukaryota, Metazoa, Chordata, Mammalia, Diprotodontia, Phalangeridae.